Molecule: messenger RNA, 1428 nt
Organism: Solenopsis invicta (red fire ant)
Lineage: Eukaryota; Metazoa; Arthropoda; Insecta; Hymenoptera; Formicidae
Exons: 2
Coding region: 1-1428 (475 amino acids)
Source: RefSeq, a predicted model, not a curated record
AUGACAGCAAAAUUCGACAACGCCACUAAACGCGAAUGGGAAACUAAGACUGCAGCUAGAGAAGUUGCAACAUAUACACAAUUUAUUAAAUUCACAACGGAUCGGUGCGUUAUGUUAGAAACCUUACAGCUCGAUAAAUCCAAGUCCGCAAAAUCCUCAGUAGUCAGCGGCGACACAAAAUCAAUUAACGCAAACAAAAAGUCAAUCGCCGCGGUGGCGUCUGAAGCAAAAUCCGCAGAAUGCUUAACGUGCAGUCAAGGAAAGCACAGGAUAUAUCAAUGUCCUGCAUUUCUUAAUUUAACACCACAGGCUAGAAAUAAAGAGAUUAAACGAUUGAAAUUGUGUUUUAAUUGUUUUAAGGGAGGUCUUUCCAUUGAAGCCUGUGGAUUUGGCACGUGCAGAUUGUGUCUCAAAAAACAUAAUACGUUAUUACACGUCACCAAGGCCAAGGAUACAGAAUCUGAAGGCGUCAGUCAAAGUUCAGCCAUCGAACCAAAGACAUCAACCGAAUCACAAGCCGCAAGCGUAACGCCUCAUGUCAUCCAUCGCGAUAAUCGUGGGUUAUUGGCCACUGCAAUCAUCCAUAUCCGAAACAAGGCCGGAGAGUUCCAAGAGUGUCGUGCAUUUCUGGAUCCCGGCGCACAAUUAAAUUUUAUGACAAAGCUCUGCGAACGUUUAGAACUUCCGCAGCAAAAGAAUUACUCACCACUUCGUGGAAUCUACAACACAAGAACAUCAACUCUCACAGAUACUCACACAACGAUUCGAUCAAGAUUGACGUAUUACUUGGAACUGCCAUAUUUUGGGAUCUCCUGCGUAGGUCAAGUGAAAUUGGGAAGAAAUCAACCAGUUGCACAAAAGACUAAAUUAUGGGUCAUCGGUGGACCUCUAAAGGUCGAAAAUCCUCGAGAAGCGUCAACUGCGGCUAUCUGUUUGACGUCUACCACCAACACUAUCGAAGCUCAGCUGGAACGUUUUUGGAAAAUAGAGGAAGGCAUUCCGCAUGCAGAACCAUCAGAAAAUGAUAGGAUUUGCAAAGACGAAUUCGUCCGAUAUCACAAGCGUAAUGCAGAAGGGCGUUUCGAAGUAAGGCUGCCGCUGCGUGACAGUGUUGAGCGGCUUAGACAAUUUCAAGAAGUUGCUAUCAAACGACUAAAAAGCUUAGAACGAAAAUUUGCUAAGUCGCCUAAUUUAAAGCAACAAUACACAAAAUUCAUACAGGAGUACAAAGAGUUGGGUCAUAUGACCAGAAUCAUGGAUCCAGAGCAAACCAAGACAACGUAUUUUCUGCCACACCACGGAGUUGUCAGGGAUGAUAAUUUGACCACCAAACUUAGAGUGGUGUUCGAUGCGUCGUGCCCCACGUCGACUGGAGUCUCGCUAAACGACAUACUACAGGUAGGACCAACCAUCCAGCAAGAUCUGUAG